This is a messenger RNA of Didymodactylos carnosus, 384 nucleotides long. NCBI's taxonomy places the organism in Eukaryota, Metazoa, Rotifera, Eurotatoria, Philodinida, Philodinidae. The record is from the annotation of a GenBank genome assembly.
AUGUAUUGGUUUAGGUCUUUUAGCGAAAAAGAGUUUUGUACCAAACGAGGCGAUUUUUCCGAGAGGCAAGAACUUUCUUCUUAUGGCUGGGCGUACUUAUUAAACCAACAGCCGGAUGUUUCGACAAAGAUUUCAGCGUGGACAAAAAAUUUUUUAAAAAUAGCAGAUAAAAUUAUACCAAACAAACUUGUGACGGUUUCAUCAAAAGAUGCACCCUGGUUCAACAGUGAACUACGAGCAAUGUUAAAACAACGUGACAUACUCUAUAAAAAAUAUUCACAACCACUACAUCCAUUGUCUCAUACUUAUCAAGCCUACUUAAAUUCAGCUAAACAGUUUGAGGUAGCAUGUAAUACAACAAAGAAAAAGUAUUUUGAUAAAUAA